GGGGGAGGGAAGCUGGUUAAAUACGAUAUUUACCAGAGGAAAGCACACGAACAGUGGAAUGGUGGCUGCGGGAUGUGGUGGGGUUUUGCGCGGGGAAAGCACGCUCGAGCCUCUUAAGAAGCUCGACGAACGAGUGCCGUGCCGUGCAUGAGGUUAACCUCGGGCUCGGUUAUGAGCGUUCCGGCAGAUGUGUUUGACGUGUGAUUGACUUCGAAGCGAGCAGGAAUUGGUAAAAGCUCGUGCGGGAGGUUUGUGAAGGAGGAUGCCGUUCGCAUGCAUGCCUUUUGCUCCAUGGGCUCGAAAAUGCUUGUUUAGACUCGUACCGGCUGCUGUACACACGCUAUGCUGGCCCCGAUGCUCCUUGAUGCACGACCCUUGUAUUGCUCUAAUCAAGUCGGCCAGCAGGACCGCCAGCCCGGUUGUUGCUUUAUGCAGAGACAUAGGCGAAGCGCUCGUAUGGCGACCAUUUCCCAUAUGUUCUGCCUUCACUCUGCGCCUGUCGCCUUGAGGUGUAGG
This is a messenger RNA of Baudoinia panamericana UAMH 10762, 516 nucleotides long. RefSeq lists its product as uncharacterized. The transcript has a single exon. The coding region runs from base 263 to 508 and encodes 81 amino acids. The record is from RefSeq and is a predicted model, not a curated record. NCBI's taxonomy places the organism in Eukaryota, Fungi, Ascomycota, Dothideomycetes, Mycosphaerellales, Teratosphaeriaceae.